AGAAGCUGGAGAGCGAGAGAAGAGAAGCUGGCAAGGCGAAGCUCUGGAACGAUGGCGACUGUGGUUUUGGAUGCGGUUGGCAUCACGUUGCAGCUGGAGGACGUGGACCGCGACCUGGCUGGGUCCCUGGCACAGCUGCAGGGGGCCCACGAGGCAGUGAGGGCAUCGGUGGAGAAUGCCCGGGCCAAGGUCCGUCGCGUCAUCGAGGGAAUCCGAAACGCCGAAAAGGAGGCGGCAGAGGCGAGCGGGCGGCCAGCUUUUGACGAGGGCGACCCUACGGAGGCCAGGUCGCUCAAGGAGAGGCUCUAUGACCUGGAGACGCUGAACCCCGACACCUGGCAGGAGCUCGGCACCGGUUAUUUCGGCACGGUGUACCGAGCCUUCGUGCAGGGCACCGAGGUGGCGAUCAAGGUGCUCACUGAGGACAAGGAGCAGGCCAUCUUGAAGGAGUACUGCCAGCUGAGAGAGCUACGCCACGACAACAUCGUGGCAAUCCGAGACCUGGGACAGCUGAAGGAGGGCUGCAUCCCCCGCCUGGGCUUGCUUAAGCCGUUCAGGUUCCUGAUGAUGGAGCAUGUGGGCGUGAACCUGGCGACGUACGUGGCACGGCAGGAGGAGCGCUCGCCGCGGCUGCCACGUUCACGCACCUGGGACAUCAUGCGCCAGGUGGUCAGCGCCCUCAACUACCUGCACACGCUCGCCGAUCCCAUCGCCCACUGCGACCUCAAGCCCGACAACAUCCUGAUCGAUGAGCACGUGCUGGACCUGCGGGUGAAGUUGGUGGACUUUGGGAUCUCAAGAAAGCGAGGAAACCUGUCUGAGCUUCAGGAGUUCACGCGCUGGUCAGCCCCCGAGCUCGUCGGCAAAGAUAUCGCGAGUGAUGCUGACCCCAUGAUGCCGUACAUCAAGGGGGACAUCUGGACCGUGGGGCUGCUCAUUUACUUCAUGCAAACAGGCCUGGAGCCGUACGGGAGCCGGACGGACAACGCGGUCAAAGAGGAAGCAAUCGAGGUUGCCCAAGCGCUGUACCAGGCGCUCCUCCAGUCCCCCGAGCUGCCCGACGAUGUCCUGCUGCAGAUCCAGAUGCAGUGCCUGCAGCCGGAGGGGAAGCCUCGGCCUACGGCCAGGCAGCUCCUCGACACCUUCUUCAAAGACGGAAGGAAUCCUUACCUCAGCGAGGAAAAGAAGGCCGACUUUUUCACGUUCGGCUUCCUCAGAGACACCAAGAUCUUCGUGGCCGAUUCCGUCAUCGGCAACGUCGUGGAAGGGGAGAACGGACACAGACCGACGCUCGGCUACCGGCCGCGCUACCUGUCAUGCGUCAUCGACAAAAAGAAACUGGAAGGCCCCACCCUCGAAUAUGAUGCAGCUGCCUAUCGGAAGAGGAGGCGGGAGUACGGGAAGAUGGUGAAGGAGAACAAGAUCUUCGACGGCCAAACUUACGCCCUGGUGGGCCUCACCACAAGUCGUUGCGGCGCCAUGGAGACGCACGUCAUUUCUCUCCGGCUCAAGGAGACGAUGUACGUGCACCACCGCGUCAUGCGGGAGAUGUGGAUGACCCUGGAGGAGAGGGAGAAGCUCAAGCAGGUGUCGUGCAAGAUGCAGGUGCACCCCUUCUACAGUACGUCACUGGGCGUGCACAUCGCCGUUCUCACAAACGAGGGCGGAGGAAAGAAGAAAUUCAUCUUCACCAGGCGCUCCAACCGUACUGGAAUAGCGACUCCGUCCAUGUGGACUUGCGGGGCGGUGGAGACGCUGUCGGUGAACGACGCGGAGACGAAGGUCAAGGGUCGCAAGAAGAAGGAGAUCCGCAUGGUGCGGCUGCUGCGCACGGCUGCUCGGGGCCUGGAAGAGGAGCUCAACAUCGUCCUGACAAGCGAGGAGCUGCACGCCAUCAACCUGCACACGGUUUAUCUCAAGUUCGACACCCACGAGUGGGGGGUGUGCGGCUUUGUGGACCUCAGCGACUCGCGCAUCCAGCGCCAGCACCGGCUCAGCUUCGCCCAGGUUCGGGCGGGGUUCACGUCGGGAGCGAAGGACAAGUUCGAGCACGAGGAGGUGGUGGGCGUGGACUUCGACCUGGACUCCAUGGUGACGUUCGUGCGCCAGCACGCCGCCUUCUUCGCGAGCUCCACCAAACUGGUGGUGGUGAAGACGCUGCAGGCGCACUUCCCCAUCGCGCGGCUCCUCUGCGAGUUCGACGCGGGCGAGGAUGAGGCCUUGGCGCUGCGGCAGUGAUGGUGGCGUUGGCGGCGGUGAUGGUGGUCAUAGCAGCGGUGAUGGUGGCGGUGAUGGUGGCAAUGGCACUUCACACUCGGGCACCUAUCCUGCUUGACAUUGAGACGUGAUUAAGUGGGUAGGAAAACGAGGCAAUCACCUUUGGUGGGGAAAUGUUUACAAAAUAAUGUGCAGUAAAAAUAGUCUGCCUCAAACACUGUGCUUCACAAGCUAGCAGAGAGAAAAGCAAUAACUCUAAAGCACCCAGCCGUGCCAGGGCCGUGCCGAGCCAGCCUGGCGCCAGGUUGUUUUUCCACUGCAAAAGCCGAGCCAUGCUGCCGACGUAAGACAAAAUGAGUCAUCAACCCCGCCCCUGGCCCUGCAUGCCCCCCCCCCUACCACCCCC
This is a messenger RNA of Petromyzon marinus (sea lamprey), 2623 nucleotides long. The record is from RefSeq and is a predicted model, not a curated record. Lineage: Eukaryota; Metazoa; Chordata; Hyperoartia; Petromyzontiformes; Petromyzontidae.